This is a messenger RNA of Toxorhynchites rutilus septentrionalis, 1301 nucleotides long. It is a transcript of the gene Rpn11, whose product is annotated as 26S proteasome non-ATPase regulatory subunit 14. Gene Ontology annotation, biological process: protein deubiquitination; proteasome-mediated ubiquitin-dependent protein catabolic process. Bases 235 to 1170 code for a protein of 311 amino acids. The record is from RefSeq and is a predicted model, not a curated record. Gene Ontology annotation, cellular component: proteasome regulatory particle, lid subcomplex. The transcript is spliced from 3 exons. NCBI's taxonomy places the organism in Eukaryota, Metazoa, Arthropoda, Insecta, Diptera, Culicidae. Gene Ontology annotation, molecular function: proteasome binding; metallopeptidase activity; protein binding.
ACCGAGCUGUCAAACAACACCGAACAGCAACAACGAAAAACGCCAAAGUCAUUGCAGUUGAACAUUCUCUCAGUCGCCCGAAUAUCUUUGUUUAAAGGGAGUUCGUGGUUAUAUUGAACACUUCCUGCUGAUUGAAUUGGUUUUUUAAACGUGAACAUCAUCAUAUAUUAAAGUGAAAUUUGUGCUGUAGUAUAGAACAUCGAGUGGAACUGCUUGUCCCCUACGAAGACCAUUAUGGAUCGCUUACUUCGACUUGGUGGUGCUAUGCCCGGUUUGACCCAGGCCCCUCCACCUACAGAUGCUCCCGUUGUUGAUACUGCUGAGCAGGUUUAUAUUUCCUCGCUAGCUUUGCUCAAAAUGCUCAAACACGGGCGAGCUGGAGUUCCCAUGGAAGUUAUGGGAUUAAUGUUGGGAGAAUUUGUUGAUGAUUACACCGUGCAAGUAAUUGAUGUGUUUGCUAUGCCACAGACUGGCACGGGUGUUUCCGUCGAGGCUGUCGAUCCAGUAUUUCAAGCAAAGAUGUUGGAUAUGCUUAAGCAAACCGGACGGCCUGAGAUGGUGGUGGGAUGGUAUCACUCCCAUCCCGGUUUCGGAUGCUGGCUUUCCGGCGUAGAUAUUAAUACACAACAAUCGUUCGAGGCGCUCUCUGAACGGGCCGUAGCCGUGGUUGUGGAUCCCAUUCAAUCGGUCAAAGGAAAGGUCGUUAUCGAUGCGUUCCGCUUGAUCAACCCGAACAUGCUUGUCUUGGGCCAGGAACCGAGACAGACCACCUCGAACUUGGGUCAUUUGCAGAAACCUUCCGUUCAGGCUCUCAUUCAUGGACUGAAUCGUCACUAUUACUCGAUUAGCAUCAACUACAGGAAAAACGAGUUGGAGCAAAAAAUGUUGCUGAAUCUUCAUAAAAAGUCCUGGAUGGAUGGUCUCACAUUGGCUAACUAUCAGGAACAUUGUAGUAUAAACGAGAGCACGAUUAGCGAAAUGUUAGAGUUGGCUAAGAAUUACAAUAAGGCACUUGAAGAUGAGGAGAAGAUGACCCCGGAGCAGUUAGCUAUUAAGAACGUUGGUAAACAGGAUCCCAAGCGGCAUUUGGAGGAAAAGGUCGAUACACUGAUGUCGAACAAUAUAGUUCAAUGCCUGGGAGCGAUGCUCGAUACGAUCGUGUUUAAGUAAUCCAUAUUCCAAUCAGAAGCUGCUGCUUAUUGUCAUCCUGUGCGAGGAGUCGAAACAAUGCGUCCGAUGUCCUGUUGACGCCCGUUGGAAAUCGAUUACUUAUUCGGAACUAUUGAUAACGUAUCUCGUGA